Trematosphaeria pertusa is the source of this 642-nucleotide messenger RNA. RefSeq lists its product as uncharacterized. Lineage: Eukaryota; Fungi; Ascomycota; Dothideomycetes; Pleosporales; Trematosphaeriaceae. The transcript is spliced from 2 exons. Bases 1 to 642 code for a protein of 213 amino acids. The record is from RefSeq and is a predicted model, not a curated record.
AUGUCCACACGAAACCGACCUCUGCGCGACUUCAACGAGCUGCAGGACUUCCUGCUCCCGGCUCUGGCCGGUUCAUAUUGCGAGAUCUGCGGCGUCCGAGUCACGACCGACGCCAGCGACUGGGAUCUUCGCUGCCCUGCCCAUUCGUUUGUGGGGCUGACGGAGGAGAUGUUCGUUGGUGCCUGCGCCUAUAGGAUGCAGAAUAUUUUCCGCGAGCAUCUGAUCGCUCUGGGGCGGGAGAGCGAUUACUCCCUUAUGCGCUACUCUGCCGUGGGCGAGAGGUUGGCGGACUGCCGGAUCUUCAAGAACAUGUGCAUAUAUAGCUUAUGGCAUCUUGCAAGCUGUGCUCGGCGGUUCCUUCUGCUAGGCAAUCCUCUGAGCCCCGUCGAGGAGGUUUUCGAGGUCGAGAUCGCGACGCACGCCUACCUCUCGUAUAAACACCACCUCUUCGUGGUGGCCAUGCGAAGUGGAGUAGCGUAUGCCCUGGACAUUACGGGUGUCCAGUUCGGGCCCGGCUGGCCUCUGCUGAAGGAGUGGAGCGCGUACCGGGCGGAGAGAGUGCUCAGGGUCCUUGGCUGCUGGCCUUUGGGCACCCAGCGUAGGCUGGGGGAGUUCGGGAGGAAGAGGUGGUGGAUGAGGUAG